Molecule: messenger RNA, 2042 nt
Organism: Malus domestica (apple)
Lineage: Eukaryota; Viridiplantae; Streptophyta; Magnoliopsida; Rosales; Rosaceae
Product: DDT domain-containing protein DDR4
Biological process (GO): regulation of DNA-templated transcription
Cellular component (GO): RSF complex
Source: RefSeq, a predicted model, not a curated record
GUUGGGUGCAAUAUAGGCCCUGUAAAUUAACCCUAGAAAGGUAACAUCUGGUAAAAAUUUAGGCGGGAAAACCCUUGAAAUACACAACAUUUCACCCCAAAAACAUUCACUGCCCACACCGCACCUCUCCCUCUUCUCCUACCUCUCUCGCUCCGUUUCCUCACUAUCCCCUCUCUCUCUCUCUCAACGUGUCUUCGUCCGUCAGGUAUGGCCGGGGGUCGCCGGAGACGGGCGGCGAACGACGUCGUCGAAGGAGAAACCCGAUCGCCGAAGAAAGACGAACAAGUCGUGGUUUUGGACGAAGAGGAGGACGAAGAUCCUCUGAAAGCCACGGUCGCGAGGCUUCGCGGACGAUGGGAACUGGCCUCCGUCCUCAACUUCUUGAUCGUUUUUGAGCCAGUGAUUGGGAAGGCUGCUAGAUUAUCGGCUGAAGAAAUCGAGAUGGGUUUGAUAAACCCGAACUCACUUGCUCAGCUUCACAUUGCUCUGUUGAAGGGAAUACCACCUGUAAGUAAAACAUUGGAUGGCUUGGAAGAUGCGUGGGUGACUGUGCUUUGUAAGAAACUUGCUCCUUGGUGGCAAUGGAUUGCUGAAGGGGAAAUUCCGCUACUGGCAGCUAAAGGAGAGGAGAUAUCCCAUUACAAGGAACUUGAUCCAACAAAACAUUUACUACUCUUAAAAGCACUCUGUGAACUCCGAGCUAAACAAGAUGAUGUAUUGGCUUAUAUUAAUGUUAAUCUGAAACAAGGAACUGAGGUUUCUUUCUUCCGCAAAGAUAAGAUGGGAGGAGAUCGAAAAGGAACUACCUAUUGGUAUGAAGGAAAUGCAACUGUUGGCCAUAGGUUAUACAAGGAAGUAAUUGUCCUUGAGUCGAAGGCAAAAGCUAGGGGAAAAGGAAACCUGCCAAGUAUUAGUUUUCAGUGGGAGACACUGGCAACCAAUCUCAAGGAAUUUCGUAAAGUUCUUGAUGAAUUCUCAUCAAGCAAAGUUGCCGCCAAAGUUGCUAUUGCUAGGACUAUUGAAUCCGAUGUUAUUCCUGCUCUUGAGAAACUUCAGCAGAAGAAAGAAAAGGAACUAAGAAAGAAACAAAGGCUAGAAAGGCAACUGAAUGAUUCGAGAAAUUCUUAUGCUGCUGGAACCAUUCGUACCACUCGCACCCGUAGGGCUGUCAGCUACACAUUUGAUGAGUACGAUCGGGCCAUUCAUGAUGCUAUAAAAGCAAAUAAGAAAACUAGUGAAGAGAAAAUGCAAGAAAACAAGCGUAGAAGAAGAAAUGGUGCCUCAGAGGGAAACUCAGAAGAUGGUUCGGACAAAAAAGGUGAUUAUAUUAAUGGCGACAACAAUGAUUCUGGCAAGAAGGAUGAAUCUGCAGGUAGUGACACUGCAAGCGACAUGCUUGAAGAAUUUUCUACUGAUGACGAUGAUAAAAAUUGGGGUGAUCGUAGUGGCAUGAAGGAUGAAGACAACAGUGACCAGAGUGACUCUGGAAAUUCUGAGACGGACAAGACCUGUGCUCAGACUGAUGGUAUUGCCCAAAAGCCAGUGGGCGUGCGCUGGAGUUCAAGACUAGCAGGAGACAGUAGCCAUCUGGUCAUGGACAACAGAAACUUGGUUACAAAGAAUAGGUCCAGACAGAGACCUAUCUGUAACUCUGCUCUUGAUUCUGUUGUAAUACCAGACUCCGAUGAUGAAAACUCGGAACACAAAUGCAGUGAAAGAGCAGUGCAUGAAGAAUUGCAUGAAGAAUCACCGGUUACUGUUCCGGAAUAGGUCAGUGAAAGCUAAAAGAAGUAUUCUGAAGCAAAACAUAAUAUGCAAAUCAGUACAGUUUAAGGUGAUUUUCCUCAAUUUUGGUAUUAGGGAGGAAAUCUUUUUGGGAAUCUCAUGUUUGUAAAUGCAGUAGGAUGAUGUAGUUUCUGCUAAUUCCUUUGUUCAGAUUUAUCACAAAAUCUGUUCGAAUGCUAUUUAAGUCUGCAUCCUUGUCAAUCAACUUAAUUUAUGCCAGAUGAUCAUAAUGAUAUCAAGAGAUGUGAUGCUAUUUU